Galleria mellonella (greater wax moth) is the source of this 4914-nucleotide messenger RNA. RefSeq names its product zinc finger protein with KRAB and SCAN domains 8-like. The record is from RefSeq and is a predicted model, not a curated record. Gene Ontology annotation, molecular function: RNA polymerase II transcription regulatory region sequence-specific DNA binding; zinc ion binding; DNA-binding transcription factor activity, RNA polymerase II-specific. Bases 145 to 2316 code for a protein of 723 amino acids. The transcript has 3 exons. NCBI's taxonomy places the organism in Eukaryota, Metazoa, Arthropoda, Insecta, Lepidoptera, Pyralidae. Gene Ontology annotation, cellular component: nucleus. Gene Ontology annotation, biological process: regulation of transcription by RNA polymerase II.
UGUAACUACUAAAAUUACUUAUUUCCGUUGAUACCAACUUCUUCCGCCAUUUUGUAUACUCGUCUCUUGUCUAUAAUUUUCGGAUAGAUCGUCUUUAUGGGCAAGGCUUUUCUGGCGUGAUAUUUAUGUAUCUAAUAUUAAAAGAUGGAUACGUGGUCGAAUUUGUGCCGAUGCUGCUUAUCGCCAGAUUCACAAGUGUCAUUAUUAGAUGAGCAUAAUGUGACGGAAAAAUUUCACGAAGUAACUUCAAUUGAGGUAAAACUAGAUGAUGGAUUGCCUCAAAAGCUGUGCAAUGACUGCUUUGCGAAAAUGAAUUCAGCAUAUCAGUUCCGUAAGCAGUGUAUCAAAAUGGAUAGUGAGUUGAAAUUGCAACUGAACACAUUACUCACUGAAAGCUACAUACAACAAGCUGAAGCUGAGAAGAACCAAAACUUUGGUACAGAUAUUGAUGAUAUAGCUAAUGAUCCCAUUAAACAAUUGGAAUCAAUAAUAAAAAAAGAACCUACCGAUAGUGAUGAUGAUUAUUAUUAUGUUCUUGUGAUUGAUGAUCCUAAAGAUAAAGAAAAACAAAACGAAACUGAAUCAUCAAUAGAUACUAAUAUUAAAUUGGAGAAUAUUGAGGAUGCACAUUCUCUACAGGACUUACAGGAAAUAUUAAAUGAGCCAAUAAAAGUAAUUCCUGAAGCUACUAACACAUUUGAAGGACUGAAUUCAAUUGAUUCAUUCUUAGUCUCUAAUCCUAAAGUUCCCGUAAAUGUUCCUGCAACAAUAUUACAAAAUGAAGAGGAUAGUCAAGAGAAUGAUAAUAAUUUUACACACCCAAUGGAUAUAGAGGAAACACAGGAUAGUGCAUCACAAGAACAGAUGUCGGCUGUUGAUAUGGAAGAGAAUGAAAUUGUUGAAAAUAUAGGUAAUAAUAUUAUAAGCACAUUACCUACAUCUAAAAAUAUCAUCAAAAUAUUAACAACUUCCUCAGCAGAUGGGACUAUAUUAUUGAAAAAUAAUGAUAAGAUUCAAUACUUAACUGACAAUGAUGAGCUCAUGACUAAUAAUGAUGGAUUAGAUCAAGAAGAAGUCAUCUUUUGUGAGGAUGAUGCGACCCAAUAUCAAAUAAUAAAGUGUGAUGGUACAGAAUUAGUUAUUGAGUAUUCCGAUGAUGGUCAAAUAGCUACAGUUUUGCAACAAGAAGAUGGUACAUUUUUAUGUGAAUGCGGUGAACAGUUUGAAGACUUGGCUGAAUAUGAGAAGCAUCAGUAUAAGCAUAACCCUGCUGGAGAACAUCUCUGCAAUUUAUGUGGAAAAGGCUUCGAAUCUGCUGAAAUCUUAACAGGCCAUAUCUUACUGCACAGUUUCACUGGUCUUUUAAUAACAUGUCCAUUCUGUAAUCACCUUGUCAGAAGGAAUGCUUUAACACAACAUAUUAAAUAUGGACACAAUAAUAUUAAACCAAGAUGUGAUCAAUGUUUUAAAACAUUUGCAAACCCAAAUAACUUAAAACGGCAUAUGAUGAUUCACACUGGUGUCAGAGAAUUUGAAUGUGACAUUUGCUUUAAGAGAUUCCACCAAAAAAUCACAAUGCAAACACACAGACUAACACAUCUUAACCCAUUUACCUGCAAUCAGUGUGAUCAUACAUUUAAUAACAAAGCAGAGCUGUCUGCUCAUAGAAAUUCAGAGGAGUGUACGAAAUCUAAAGCUCAGAAAGUGAAGGUAGAAUUAAUGAAGACUGUCAAACAAGAAAUCACUACAAAUCUUGGAAAAUUGCUGGGUUAUGCUUGUUCACUGUGCAAGAAAAUGUUCUCUCUUGAAUCUGCUUUAGAACAGCAUGUUGAGAGUACACACAUAGUGGAUCCAGCUGAGUUGCUUUGCUCUGAAUGUGGGGAAGUUUUGCCUUCAAAGAAGGAUAUGCAAGCUCACAUCCUUAACCAUAAAAAUAUGAAGCCAAAGAUUAUGAAACGAUUUGAAUGUAGUAUGUGUGGGAAGGGUUGUUCAAGUCAAGCAAUGUUGAUAAUGCAUGAGCGAGUCCACACAAACGAGAGACCCUUCCCAUGUCAACUGUGCUCUCUCAGGUUUAAAACUAAAACUCAUCUACGAACACACCAACUUACUCAUACAAGGGAGAAGAAGUUUGGGUGUUCAGUCUGUAUGAAGUUCUUUGCAUUAAAAGGGAAUUUAGUUGUUCAUUUGAGAACACACACUGGUGAAAGGCCAUAUAUAUGUACUUUGUGUGGGGAAGCUUUCAUAGAUUCCAAAUAUUUGAAAAAACACAAAUUAAAAAAACAUGCCAUAGACAAUGUACCUUGGAAUAAAUAUUAAUCUGAGAGUUUAACAUGGAAAUAAUUAAUUUGAUUGAAAAAACUUGCAAGCAAAUGUAAAGUUAACAUUUUUUAUACUAUCAGAAAAUCAGUUAUUUUUCUUUAAAAGAAAACUAUGAAGUUAAUUUAUAGGUACAUUAUUCUAUGGAGUAAAUAUAUAACUACAUAAAUAGUAUGUAUGACUUGCCCAUUAAAUAUAUUUGUAUUAAAUUGGAUGGAUUCGAAAUCUGGCAUGUUUAAAAAUCUCGCUUGUUUUGCCCUGGUACAUUGUUAAUAACUUUUAAUAAAAUAAGAUGUCAUUUUAAGACACAUGGGUGUUUUCUUUUCUAUCAACAAUCUCGGUGAUAAUAUUUUAGAUCUGUUAAAAACAUUAAUUUGUUUUUUCUUUAUUAUAAAAUAUUUUAAAUUAUUGCCUAGAUACUGUAGAUUUGUAAAGUAUAUAAUGCAACAAAUUAUUAUUUGAUAUUUUUAUUAAAUUUCUGCUUUCUUCGGAAUCAUAACCAAAAAUAAACACCUCAGUCAAUAAUAUUUUAAUCUUAGAGUGUCUCCAUAGAAAUGCUUCAAUAAAAACGGGUCAACUUUUUCAUACAAUUUUACGUGAUAAAUAAUUUUAAUGAGUGAUUCCUUCAUAUCUUUUAUAUUUAUUUUGUCUUAUAAUUUCUGCAUCUUUUUAAUGCGUAAACACUCGUUCUAUUUAAUAAAUAAUACGUCAAGAUACAUUUUAUGCGUAAGUAUAUAGAACACUAAUAAAAGAACGAGACAGCUAAUUUGACAAUUAGCUGGCAAAAAGUUUACGCGUUUUUGACGUUCGAUGCUCUGUCUACAUAUAUAAUUUAAAAUUUUAAUUUAUUAGUCAAGUAAAAACAGAUCUUAACUUUUUUAUUAUUUAACUAGAAUAAAAAUAUUCACAGCCACCCUGUUACAUUUUUGCUUGUUAAGACAACAAACUUUAAAAUAUUGGCAAGUUAAUUUUAAACUUUCGCGUUCAUUACACAUAUUUUAAAUACAAAAUCGGGACUUAACGCGAUGAUAGUACCUAAUAAUAGUCCACUAUUUACCUGUAAAGGCUUUUUCUUGCGUAAUUCUUAAUUAUUUAUUUAAAAUAUUGUAAAAAUUAUGUUUAUUGUAUUUAUUUUCUUUAUUUUUCGUUCGCGAAAGUCAUUUCUUGUAUUUCUGUAUCUAUUUCUGUAAUUCAUAUAAUUGACUUUGAAGUUUUAUAUUCUAGGACUAUUUUGUAUUCGACCUGUCCUAACUUGGUUUUUUUUUUUUUACUAACGCUAGCGAUCGCUGUGUCUGAAAUCAGUAAAUGUGGUCUAGGAAAUAAGGAAGCUAAUCUGAUAUUUGAAGGUGGUAGAAGCCAGAAUGUUCUUAUUUUUAACUUGCCAUUUACUUUUCACUCUUCUGUGUACUAUUGGUGUCAAUCUUUGAUUAUCUUUUUACGAGCACGAUAUCUUUCUAAAUCUCUAAGUUAUACGUCGAAAUUUUCAAUCUAGUUUUGUUUUAUCACGUUAUCAUUUUUCAGUUUACCUUUAAUAAAUGAAAUAAUUGAUGAUAUAGUAACCAACACAAGAGAAAUAAUAAUUAUUUAUCAUGGAAAUCACUUAAGACUCUAAAUUCCAUACAAAAAAUACCGUUCCGUCACGAGUUUUACCACUACGUUACAUUUUUUGUGACAGAGCGUAACAGGCGUAAAACAGUAGUAUUCUAGGUUUUUAGCAUUUUUUAAUGGAAUGGUAACCCCGCCUGUGCUAACGAUAUAUGCUGGAGGGGUACCAGUGAGGGAUAAUAGGUGAGAAUAAAAGGCAGGUCAGUUAGCUUAUAUGGAUGAGUACACCGGGAAUUCAUCAUAAUGGUAUCCAGGGGGGACCACAUGUAGGUCGACCUGACAGGGUAUAUUGUUAGUAAUACAAGGUAUAGUAGGGACUGGUAGUUCACAUUACUAACAAUCUCCCCCCUCCCCCCGCCGGUUCUCAGCAUUCACCUAAUUAUGCAUUGUUUAUUUUUUUAUACGACUUAUGAAAUAUUUAGCAGGUUAUAAUAAAUUAAUGUUAAAAACAGAAAUUUAAAUCAUAUUUGAAAAUAGUAACUACGUGAGUUACUGCUACUAAGUAAAUAAUAACAUUCAAUGAGUACAAUAAAUUUUUUAUAUUAUAAAGUUCUAUAUAUAUUUUUUUUUACCAGAACAUUUUGUAACAAUGCUUCAUUCGUCAGGAACACUUUACAUGUAUGUAAAACACCUCCAUCACACAUCUUGUGUACUAUGUUCCCAGUUGUUUUGUAAAAAGAAUAAUAAAUAUUCAAUAUUAAUGUUACUACAAUCGUUGCAGUGUCAAAACAAUUUAAAAAAUAUAAUUAAGAUUUCGAAUAUUUUGGAUUUCUUUUUUAUUAUUGGCAUUUAGGCAUUAGGCAUGUUAUUGUCGAUAGAAAAGAAGACCGUUCCACAUAUAAGUGUACUAUUACAGUAACAUAAUCUACAGAAUACACGUGUAUUGGGUAAAAUUACAUUAUGCAAUACAAAAAAAAUAAUACUACAUUAGCUACAGAAACAUUUUGUAUAUUGUUAUAAAAUAUAUUGACAGGUAAAAUAAAGUUUCUAAUG